Phragmites australis (common reed) is the source of this 1957-nucleotide messenger RNA. Its product is annotated as transcription factor bHLH74-like. The coding region runs from base 493 to 1521 and encodes 342 amino acids. The record is from RefSeq and is a predicted model, not a curated record. Lineage: Eukaryota; Viridiplantae; Streptophyta; Magnoliopsida; Poales; Poaceae. The transcript has 9 exons. Gene Ontology annotation, biological process: regulation of DNA-templated transcription. Gene Ontology annotation, cellular component: nucleus. Gene Ontology annotation, molecular function: DNA-binding transcription factor activity; protein dimerization activity.
CUUCAUCUAGUGAAACAUCGCUCAUUUCUUUAAAGGUCCAUGGUGGUACUGUCGUACAUGCCUGGUUCUUGAAGAUUUGGUAGCCUUUUCCUGUUUCCAAUUAGCUUUGCUGCUUUGCGUCUUUUAGGAAGGGCAGGCUCUCCUCCCAUCUCAUGGUUAGUGAAUGGUGUUUGCUUAAUGAUGGGGUUAUUUCUCCUGUGUCUCCUCUUCCUUUAUGCUCUGGGUUUAAAGUUUCACUUUCUGGACUGUGUGCUUCUUUAAUCUGUGGCAGAUUUAGUUUGUUCCUCAAUGCUAUGAAUGAAGCGUAUCUCCAGUUGUAAUACAGUUACAGUAGGCCUUUUGCCUGGACGGUGGAUCCUUCUUUUGCCCUUCUUUUUCUCUGUAGAUAGGUAUAGUGUGGCUCUUCUUGAAGGGACUGGUUGCUUUUCAUCUCAGUGUUAGAAUUACCAGUUGAGGAAAUUAAGGAACAUUGGUGUUUCUGGACAAUCGGAGAUGUACUCAGGCCAGCAAUCUGAUCAAGGUCCUAGUGCAAGUAGUGGCAAAGAAUUCUCGGAGGUAAAUUGGAAUUUUGUCACGAUGCAUCAGAAGAUGGGUUAUAACAGUGGGCCGUAUGGAUCUGGACCCUGCAGCAUGGAGUUAGAAGAAAGACCGGGGCUGUAUAGAUCUUCUACUGUUACAUUCAGUCAAAACAUCCAAAUGAGUGAUGAGCAUAUUGGAGUUGUGAAGAAAAGGAAGGGAAUUGAUGACGGUGUUGCCUUGUUGCGAAAUGCGGGCGAUCAACAAACAGAGGGUUCAUCUCAGCUAGAAAGGAAUUCGAUGGAGGAGGGGAACAGAAAGAUUUUGCUGAAAAUGCAAAGCAAGGAAGAUUCUUCUGAUGGUGAUGGUACUAAAGAGGAUUAUGUUCAUGUCCGCGCAAAGCGAGGCCAAGCCACUAAUAACCACAGCCUUGCAGAAAGACUGAGGAGGAAAAAGAUAAGCGAGAGAAUGAAGCUUCUUCAAGAUCUUGUUCCAGGAUGCAGUAAGGUAACCUUUUUUUAUUUGGUGCAAGCAACUUCUCGAAGACCUGUACUCCGCACAUUACCUUAUAUCUUCUCACAGAUCACUGGCAAGGCAGUCAUGCUUGACGAGAUAAUCAACUAUGUGCAGUCAUUACAACGACAAGUCGAGUUCUUGUCAAUGAAACUUGCAACUGUGAACCCUGAGCUUGGCUUUGACAUUGAGCAGAUUCUAUCCAAACAAAUGAUGCUUUCACAAGACAGGCAUCUUGCUUUCUAUGGAGACGACGUAGGAUCAAGCAGCCUUGUUGCUCAGUUUAACCAAGGAAUCAUGCAGCCAGAAAUGAUGUGCAAUAUUUCCAAUCCUCUCAAUGUUUUUCAGGGAACAAUUCAUGAGGUCUCCACAAUGAACCAGAUACCUGCAAUGUGGGAAGGACUUCAGAACGGGCCUCAUAUGAACUUCAACCCUGGUGUGGCAGCCGAUAGCAGCACCAACAAUUCUGGUUCCAUGAAGAUUGAACAAUGAGCUGCUGGUAUAGCUCAGAAAUUGUUCUGCGAAUCACUGAAUCUUCGUGUAAAGUGCUUGCAGUUUGAAGUUUUUGGUAUCGCUGGAGGCCUAACCAUUCAUUGCCAGUUUCCUUCUGUUGCUCAUAGUGUAUAAGUAUCAUUUAUGGUAUGGCAUCUGAAGAUCAUGUACAGUUGGAGCUGAAAAACUAUUCCAUCGGAAAUUUCUGAAGUGCUUUAGCCUGUGGAAAGUAGGAACCCAAUAUUAUCCAUGAACUCCAAGGAUAGAAUCCUGGGACCAAGUGUUGAUGGGCCUAAGAGUAUUAAAUGAGUAGUAGAAUUGAAUCGUUGGUACAAAAAUGUAGAAUUUUAAGGAAAUGGGUGUCAGAAAUUCUAUUAAUCAUGCACAGUUUGCAGCAGGUUUCGUCAUGCGAUGCAACGAAAUUCAUUAUUGUUAA